This is a messenger RNA of Spirodela intermedia, 10702 nucleotides long. The record is from the annotation of a GenBank genome assembly. NCBI's taxonomy places the organism in Eukaryota, Viridiplantae, Streptophyta, Magnoliopsida, Alismatales, Araceae.
AUGGCUGCCUCGCCCCUAUCUCCCGCACUUGGGCUCCCCUUCCUGUCGAAUUCUGCUGCUCCAGCGGGGAGAACUUUCCUAUGCUGCGCCUUCAGGACUGGAUUGGCUUCGAGAGCCUCGAGAGUGUCCCACGAGGAUGAGGCGCUCUUCGCCAGCGUUGCGCCUCGGUUCCGUCGGUCCCGAUGCCGCUGCCGUCCCCGUCCAGACCGCCCGUCGCGUCGGAGAGGCAUGGUGGUGAUGGCUAAGGGGUCGGAUUACUAUGCCACUCUGAAUCUCCGCCGGAACGCGACGUUGCAGGAGAUAAAGACGGCUUACAGGAGCCUCGCUCGUAAGGUGGACUUUUUUUAUGAUGCGGCUCUUGUCUUCUGUUCCUUAGGUCGCCUUAUUUGAUGUAAAGUGAAUAUGCUGGCCUCAGCUGGCUUAGAUUUCAAUUUAUCAGUGUUGACUUCUUUUGGAUUGUUGCUGGUAAGAUCACCAUUGUUUGAUGCGAGAAAGGUGUUAAAUGAGCCUUCCAUCAUCUCCUAUAAAACGGAUAAGAUUAUGAAGUAAAUUCGCAGAUAGCUCAGAUUAUUACAUUACUGCUGACCAAGACACUAGACAGCGUGGCAUCUGGGAUCUAGAUAUGCCCAUCUCCACCGAAAGUGACGAUAGUGAAGCGGAAGAUUUCAAGUGAACAAUUCCUUUCUUGGAAUCACCUAGCAUCAUUGCCACCCGUUCAUGUGGGAAGGUAUAGAAGCCACCAUGGAACAUUUGUUCCUAUGGUAUAAGCCAUUCCGCCAAAAGAUGUGUUUUGGUGUCGUAACUGGGGUUUAAUCAGCACUGAUACUCGAAGAAGACCACAGAGUAUCGUGGCCUAUCGUGUACACAAUCUUUUGGGCCUAUGGAAAGUGAGUUAUUUUCUUUUUUAUAUAAUUUGUGAAUAUAUGGUAUCAUUCAUUUUCAUAAAACGAAAAAAAGGCAGGAACCGCAGCAUUCAUUCGGUGCAUCUCUGAAUUUCGCAAUUCCAAUAUAUGUGACAAAUUAAAAGGACUUUGAGGUCAUUAGACAGUUCCAUAGUUGGUGAUUGAUCCCUGGUGCGCAAGUGAUUUAAUUUAGUUAUGUACUCUCCUGAAGGAAUAACUUGUACAGUUGUAGAGCUACGAAGGGUACAUCGAGUUUGAUCAACACUUGUACUUUUUUCACGACGUCAAAAAGUUGCCAACUUUUUUGAGAGAAAUUUGCAUAGCUCAAAGAUUUUUCGAACACAUUUGACAAUAACUCUGUAGACUCUUAAAAGAUGAACUUAACUCAAAAAUCAUUAUUUAUUUUUUACUAUUUCCUAAUGGAGUCCUGCGUUAGGCAUUGGGAGCUUUUGUAUUUAUAUUCAUUUUUUAGAGUAUUCUGCUCGGAAUGCUAGUUGAAAAUAUUGGAUGGCCCAAGACUUGGGGAAUGACAUUCUUCCAUUUGGAUGAAAAAUCUUGAAAGUAAUCAACUGUAAAAGCUUAUGCGAAGUAAAUCUGCGGAAGGUCGAUAUUUUGGAUAUCUCUAAUGACAUAAAAUUAGCCAUCGUGUGGGCUCCAUGCAUGCACACUUCAUGUGGCUGGAUGUGGUCUUCCCUCCGUUACCUAUGCCUAGAAUGUCACUAUCAAGGACAAAUGGUUUUGGAGUUCACUCGAGAUAUUUUACCAACUGAUAACUGCUCUAUAUACAGGAAAGUUUAACGCUGGUUUUGUUUUAGGGCAUCUUGUUUGAGACUGCAGGACGAGCAAUUUAAGUUUUUUAUACUUCAUUGUAUGUCAACUUGGAGUGUCGAAAAUGUGCUUAUAUGAUUUGGUUUUAAAUCGAACACAAUUUUGAUCAAGUCUCCUGUCCAACUCUGGUUAAUUUUUAAGGGGUUUUUAAUAUAUCUGCAAUUAUCUCUUACCAAUGUUCACAACCAACUCCAUAUUAUUCUUCAUACCAAAAAUACUGUUUCCAUAUUAUUCCUCUUUCCUAAGACUUACAAUGUUUAUCAUUAAACCUUGUUUUCGUUCCAUAUUAUAAACUUCAACACAGGUAAGUUGGGAUAGGCCAGGAGAAGGGUGAGGAAUUAUCUAAGAUAUAAUCCUAGUUCUGCCAUUGACUGCGUGGGAGAUGAUUUAAAAGAAACAAUCAUAGAGAUUUUUUGGUAUGGAGCAUGAGAAGUAAAGAAACAAAGGCAAUCAAUCAUUGAGGCAAAUGAUCAUGAUAAAAUGUAUUUUCGUGUGAAAUGAUCAAUUCGUUUAUCGUGAAGUGGAAAUCAUGCAUGUUCAUUACUCACCUUGAAUGAAUUGAUUGAUUGACGGAUUAAGUCUGAAAUGCCAAUUAGAAGCAUCCUUUAAAAACUGUUUUGUGACUCCUGAUUCCAGUGAUAUAGUAAGUGUUAAUAUGAAGAGGAAAUAAAAGGCCCCUGCGAUGAUUCUCUAUGUCUCAGCUGGCAUAAUCUUUAAUGUUAAACACGACUUAACGUGCAUCACCAUCAACAGCUUGUGCACUCUGAUGAAAGAGCAAUUAUGUAGAUUUGCAUCUUGUUCUGUGGAGUUCAUCUAGUGGUAUCACGGUAUGUUGGGAAUCUGGCACCUAGGAUUGUUGCCAUACUGCGAGUUGCAGUUAUUAAUUAUAAUCUUGGUUUUUUAAAAUACAAAUUGAUAUACGUCCAAAACUUUGUAUCAUUUAUGCAGAUUUUUUUUUGUUACAGUACCAUCCAGAUAUGAAUAAAAGCCCUGGGGCAGAAGAGAAAUUCAAAGAAAUCAGCGCUGCCUAUGAGGUAUUUGCAUUCUAUGUUUCAUUAUUCAUUGCCCUGAUCUGUGUUAAAAAGUUGUGUACAUCUUUUUAGUUUUAAAUUUAGUUUUUCUUAAGCAGUGUGGGAAUAGUUGUGAUUUGUUGCAGGAACCUAGCGUCUGUAAUAACGUUAUCACAUUAAUAUGUAAAAUAAUCCGGUCAUUCUACUCAAAAGUCAGCCUAUUUUUAAGCACAUGAUUUGACUUCCCUUUUUCAGUGUGGGAGUACUCUAAAAUACUCUCUCUCGUGUUGAGGGUGGUAUUUUGUUUAUCUCUGUUACUUAAAGAACACAAAGACGACACAGAACCCUAGUUGAAACGUGGAACUUUGUUACAAUAAUGGGUUCUGGAAUGGAAAGGAGAAGAGUGAGUUUUGAGUGAGCGGUUGGUUGACCUGCACAGUCUCAUCCGCGCAACUCAUCUUGACAAGACAUAAAACAGAUAGGCAACUUGCAAGUAGAUACAUGCUCUUUCCGGCAUUACGUAGACAGGGUAUAGCUGGCCAACUGACGAAAGUAAACUGUCUGUUCUAAUGGAUAAGUUCCCAAUCCGAGUUAUUGGGUGAUCUGGUUCUAGGCACUAGGUUCCUUUAGCAUAGGUUUCAGCUGAUCGUUCCUAGUGAUGACCAUGUCUAUCAUUUAUGAUAAAUACUUACUUUAUCUAAUGUGCAAAUGCUGUUGACGGGUGAGUAUAGUAGGUAGAUAUCUAUUUGCUUCUCAUGACAUGCGACUGUUUUCUUUCUAAUUGAACACUUCCUGUAGGUACUUUCAGAUGAUGAGAAAAGAUCUUUAUAUGACCGCUUUGGUGAAGCAGGUUUGCAGGGAGACUAUGGAGGAUCCGGUGUUGGUCCGCAAGGGGUAAGUUCAUCUGUGUUCUUUCGUCAAUAGUGAUGGUUGCACUUGGGAUCUUAUUAAAACUGUUGAUGCAGGUUAAUUUCACGCUGAUCAAAAUAAUAACUCUUGUAAUUGGUUGCCUUGUAUGAAUUUUCAUGAUAUUCAGGUGGACCCUUUUGAAGUUUUUGAUGCAUAUUUUGGAGAAUCAAAUGGAUUUUUCAGUGGCAGGGAUUCUGGGGGAAUUAAUUUCGGUGCAAGCAAUCGCAGGCAGAACCUUGAUAUACGGUAUAUCUUUCAUUAUCUUCUCAGUAUUAAUAAUUUGAGCAUUUGAUGGGCUAUUUUUAGGUCACAGUAAGUCCUGGUGAAACUUUCUGGCAAAGAAGUGAUAAGGAUAGAUGGAAAGACAAAAAAAAUUAAAUUCUCUGCAUUGUAAGCGAUAAGUAAAAGCCUUCUACUUCUCUUCUUUCCUUUAAAGUGCAAUAUACUGGUGUUCAUUGAGCUUUCCUCUGAAUAAUGUUGUGUUUGUGUUUCAGUUAUGACCUAUCUUUGAGCUUUGAGGAAUCAGUGUUUGGAGGAAGAAAAGAGAUCGGUAUCGCAUGUUUGGAAACAUGCGAUAGUUGUAAUGGAACUGGUGCAAAAUCUACGACUUCUAUAAAUUUAUGCACGGACUGUGGUGGCCGAGGUGGUGUGAUGAGAACCCAGAGAACUCCUUUUGGAGUGGUUUCUCAGGUAAUCAACUGCAUUCAGUGGAAAAUAACUUUAUUACGUAAUGCUGUCCAUAUCCAAUAUUUUCUCGCUUUCAGAUACUAUACUUUCACGUUAAAGAAGAUGAUUUUUUCCUUAUUAUUAAAAUUUGAUCAAUAUAUCAGCCCUUUCUCGAUAAACUGAGUUGGUUAGAUUUGGUUCUCAACGCUUGAAGAUCGGAGGGAAACAGUGUUGGCUAGCUUUCAACCACUCAACAGAAAUACUACGCUCCUUCAAACAAGAAAAAACGUGGAAUUCGAUUGUUUCCUGCUUAGUUGGUACUUGGUGGGAAGUCAAGACGUUUAUGGUAGCCCUUUCUGUUGUUUAGUUUGGUUGACAGCCUAGAGAAGAACCACCCUUUUUAUUAUUUGUAGUAAAAUGAUCCCGUAAUGAAGAAAAUUAUUUUAUAAUGAAUCAAUCAUAUGCAGAUUCGGUUGUGAGUCGUGAUAGUUGGUGAGAUGGAGUCCAUUUGGCGAGUUUGUGUGCAAAGACCGAUUGAGCAUCUAUGAGGCCCCUUUAGAUGUCUAUGUGAUGUGACCCGUUUGACAAAUGUUUGUGAUGAAGGCUGUUUAGACGUAGCCCAUUUAAGAAAUUUACGAGAUGAAGCACAUUUGGAUUUGUGUAUGAAAUAUUGUCUAUUUGACAGACUUACGGGGUAAAACUAAUUUGAUAUAAUAUCUAUAAAUUGAAUAUGCCCCAUUUGGCAAACUUUGGGUUUAAUGCCUAUUUGGAUACAUUCUUGGGUUGUGACAAAUUGGAGUGUGUAUAGCAUGUUGUUGGUAGGACCCAGGUCUUGGACAGGAGCUGGGCCCCAAAGAACCCUAGAGAGGUGUGGACGUUCGAGAGGUCCCCUGCUCUACCUCAGCCACCGCUGCCCUAGAAUACUCCUCGAGGGGCCCUUCCGCUCUACGACCUGAGCCCUAAUACCUUUUUUCCUUGUGUUGGGAAAAGACCUAGCUACCCCUCAUUAAGUCCUCAUUUGAAGGGAUUGUUUGUUCCUUUGGAAGGAGGUGCUGGGCCCUUUGGGCCCCUCUUCUUGGCCGACUGUAGUUUUGCCCACUAGGGACCUAACAGUUGUCCAUGUCACAAAUUUAUGAGAUAAAGCCCAUUUGGAUGUAUAUAUAUAUAUGCAUGAAUGGAAUAUGACCCAAUUGACAACUCAUGUGUUAAGUUACAUUUGAAUAUGAUAUUGAAUAUAGCUCUUUUAGAAAGCCAGUGUUAUGACCCAUUUGGAUAUGUUUUGAGAUGUGAAGCAUUUGACAAAUUGUGAGUUGCAACUUACUUCCAUGUCUAAUGGGUUAUGUCCUUUUUGGCAUUAUGGUUUGCCACCUGUUUGGAUGUCUUAGGAGAUGUUGACUCAUUUAAAUGUCUAUUGGAUCCAGACCAUUAGAAAAACUCAGAGUUCAUUAUGGCAUAUCUUAUUGUAUGAGUCAUUUGAUGAACUUAUGGCUUAUGGUCCAUUCAAAUAUGUUUACAGGACAUAGCCCGUUAUCAUUGGCCUAGGCCACUGGGCUCGAGUCCACAAUAGAUCAUAAAAGACCCCCAUUUCCAUUGUAGAAGACCAUUGGGCUCACACCCACAAUUGGCCAUAAGAGACCCUUUAGUAUUGAGUUAAAUAAUUUGCUCAGGCCCAUUAUAGGUCAAAGAAGAUUCAUUGGCUCGAGGCUUAGACCACUGGGCUUACAGCGGGUCAUAGAAAGCCCUUUAUUAAGGAUAAAAUACUGUUAUCAGGUCCAUGACAGGUCUUAUGGGGCACAUUAGCGUGGAGUGGGAUCAUUAGACUUACGCCCGCAAUAGGUCAUCAGAAUCCUGUUAUCAUUGUGCGAGACCAAUGGACUUAUAACUGCUAGAGGUCAUAAGCAGCCAUUACUAUCAGGGAAAAUAUCAGGAUGAAGGCCACAGUAGGUCUGAAUGUUUUUCUUUAUGAUUCUAAGUAGAGAUUUCGAAGUGGACUCGAUUGUCACAUCUUUUCGUUAUCUUUUCUCCUCACAGCCGAGUGACAGAUUCUUCCUAGUACUCUUGUCAUCAUCCUCAUGUGUUACUUUUUUCUUUUUGGGGGGUGAAUUGUGCCUCUUUUUAUGCAGAGGUCCAGAAGUGUCCAAAACUGCCAUUUUUUUACCUUUUGUCAAAUGAUUCCUGACUCUCAUUUAUGUUGUUGUUAGAUUUUUAUCCUGCCAUCAAACUGCCAUUUUUGGCCUCACAUUAUUGAAUGACGUGUUAUUGUGAAGACUUUGUAAUUUUAAAGAACUUCUUUUUUUAUUUUUUCAGAUGUCUUUGACGUACUAUAUAGAUUAUGUCACAUGAUUUAUAGGUCUCUACGUGCUCAAAAUGUGGUGGAGAUGGAAAGAUAAUAACAGAGAAUUGCAGAAAAUGCAAUGGUGAAGGCAGAUUGCAAAAAAAAAGGAGUGUCGUGGUAGAUAUACCACCUGGUGUGCACGAUGGAGUUACCAUGCAAGUUCGAGGAGAAGGAAACUUUGACAAGGAAAGGCAAGUAUCUGAUUUUUAACUCAUUCACUCGCAUCAAGCCGUGUAGACUACCCAUUGGAGAGACUUAGAAUCACGGUCCCCAACUUGACACAUUUAAUUGGCUCAUAUCGGGUUGAAAUUCUCCAAUAUCACUUUCGUCCAAUUAGUCAAGUCAGGAAUUAACACUUUUUCUUCUGGGGUAAAAUUUAUUAGCUCUGAAUUCAAUCCUUUUUGAUUGAGAGAAACCUAGCAGCUGCUUUUGAAGUUCGGGAUAAUUUAGCGGGAUUCAGAGUCAGAAGUGUCACGGCCUACAAGAAGAUUGGGGAAGAAAACUGAAGCUAGGACCAGAUGCAUAUUUGUUUGCUUUUGUAUCCGUCCAUGUUUCAAAUUUAUGUGUGCACGUAGGAUUGUUUCACACCUAAUUUUUUGAAUAAGGUUCAUAAUGUGUUUUUAUAUUUGCGUCACGUAAUGCCCUUGUCAACAGAAUGGAAGUAGCUGUUGUGGGUUUCUAUUGUUUAUAAUUCUUUUAUGGUUGCUAAGUCUAAUUUCUGUAAUGACUCUUUGAAUAAAUUUUGGUGUCCUGAUUUUACAUAGUUUUUACUUGUAUCUACUUUUGUAUACUGUGUUCGUCUUUUUUAUAACCCUUUUUUUACAUUUCAAACAUCUUUGCUCAGUUGGAUACCGUUAUUUCCUUUAUUGAUGAGUUUUUGAGGGAAAGUCUCAUCUUACAGUCGGAAAUUUUCUAAAUUCAAUUUGCCGUCCAUUUUUUUUUCUAAGCCAAUACGAUCUUCUUCGCUGUUUUGGUAGUGGAGUUUGAUGACCUUGUUUAUUUUUCCGCAGAGGAAUGGCAGGGGAUCUGUAUGUAUUUGUUCAUGUUGCAGAAAAGAGCGGGAUUCGAAGAGAAGGACUUAACUUGUAUUCCGAUGUUAUCAUUGAUUAUACAAAAGCAAUAUUGGGGACUGUAGUUCAGGUACCUAUUAGUGGCCAUAAGAACGUUUUCUUAUUCUUUUUCUUUUUUUCUAUUUUAACAAAAAUUGUAUGCAUGUUACUGUGGAAUAUAGUUCACUUUUCGUUGCAUAGCAUGAGAUUAACAUUUUUAAAUUUGUUAAGUUGUACAUCUUAGGAGUUGUUUUGCUUUGAUGAAAUUCAAUAGCUGAAUUCAGUUUUGCAUAGUUUGAGUACGCAUGGUAUGUAUAUCAUUUACUAUCUUUCUGUUACCCAUCUAUUAAGGUUUAUGCUUGAUCUUACUGUAUCUAUAUACAUUUGUGUAGAUACACAUGCCCACACAUAGAUGGACGCAUAUUGUAUAGCUGUAAGAUUGUCUUUAGCUUUAUUUGUCCCACUUCAGGAUAAAGUCAUAGACAAAUUUUCUCUGCCCUUUGUUUUCCUAAAAUUCAUGUUUCAAGUCUUCCUGUAACACAUCCGCGAUUGGCAUGAUUUGGAGUACCAAAUAAUGAAAAACAUUAUUACUUGUCCUAAUGUUAUUUUCCGGUUAAUAUUUCUCAGUCUGUUGAUUUAAAAUAUUAUUCAUGUGGUCCUUGAGAAACUUUUGAGUUCUGGACGUUGGAUUUUGAUUCACUUUACUUCAUUUAUUUGGCUUAUGAAGCCUCUUAUAAAGCAUCUUCUUAGUACACAUGAUGGAUCAGUCGACAUGCCAUGCACAAGUACUUUUUUUCAGAUUGAUAUCAAAGUGUGGAAAUUGGGAACAUCAUUCUUUCCAUUUGCAGAAAUGUCACGCACCAGAUUUCGCAUGUUAUUCAGUGCCAUGUGUGUCAUACGAUUGUACAAAAUCGUUUUUAGCUGCUUUGCAUUUCCAAAUGUCAACGAUUAGGAUAGCUCCUCCAUUUUGAUCAGCUUCUGCAUAAAGAUUACGAAAGGUUCGCAUUCACUUGCUGAGGGGACGAUAAUUUAUAUGUUAUCAACAAACUGUGCUCUGAUAUUCUAUAAAAAAAAUUCCCAUCUAUAAUCCAUUCCCGUGUUGUGAAAUAUACACUACUUAUGUUCUGAAAUAUGUUUUUUGAAGAGGAUGCAGGUGGAAUAUAUUAUCAAUUUUAGAAUAAAAUAAAAGUUUCCCGUAGUUUAAAAAAAAUUAUAGAAGAAGACACCUUAAGAAUAGUUAAACAGAAAGUCUUCCCUCUGAUAAAUGUCUCUCCUCUCUCUUGUAGUUGCCUCAAAAAAGAAUCUAAUGAGUUAAUGCAACAUGUGUUUCAAAUGUCUAGAUUUUUCAGCUUCAAAGGCUGAAGAGUGUUCAAAAGGCAUUACAAAAUGGAUAAUCUGAAUACCAAACCACAGUCUAUCGCCGACAAGAAGCCAAGAUUAGUUCCAAGUAAAUGCUUGAGAACUGAACCCAUGAGUACCAUAUCACUUUUAAAACCAAGUGGAAUAAAAUUCAUCAACUUUAAGCAAACCGUUGUUAUGGAUUGUGGAAUGUGUAACCUCACUACUUCUUCCAUGUGUGUCACUUAAUACUUAGUGGAAAGCACAGUCCCUCUCAGAUCAAAGUUAAAACGUAAACAUAGCUUACAUCUUAAUGUCAGCGCGUGUAUUAAGUUUAAAGGUGUUUACCAUCAUUUCUCUUUCUCAGGUGGAAACAAUUAAUGGGUACAGAGAUCUUCAUAUUCCUCCUGGGACACAACCUGGAGAGAUGCUAAAACUUCCGAAUAUGGGGGUUCCAAACAUGAAGAAACCAUCUGUUCGUGGAGAUCAUCAUUUUGUUGUGAACAUUGAAAUUCCAAAGGAUAUCAGGUUAAGCUUCCAAACAAGCGAGAGAUGUUUUCUCGUGCUCUUUCAGAAUGUUAACUUUUUCGAUUUUUGAAUUCAAUACAUGGUUGAACUUACUUUUUAAGAAAAGCCAACUCCACUUGGAUCAAAUGGAUCUCUUUGUACUUUAGGGUCAUAUAUUGUCUCAUACUGUUCCUCACGCAUUCAUGUCUCAAUUCUUAUCUUAACUACUGUUAUUUUUUGCUGUACUAGUCUCGCCAGUCUCCUAGUUCUUAUGAUUUGUAAACUGGUGACUGAUUCCUUCAACAACUUUUGCAUAUUGGGCAGUCUCAUGUAGGGCAACGUUUUGUUUUAUAACCUCAUGUAAAUGCACUAAAAAAAUGUAGAAUUCAGGGGUCAAAAGCACUAGUGAUAUGAUCGGACAAAAGAGGAUAUCUGGAGUUUGCUAAUUAAAAAAUCUUUAUUGUUGCUUAUCUUGACAACACAGGACAGAUGUAUGGAUAAACUGUUACGAGAUAAAGUGGAAGCAGGAAAAGGGAAAAACUGACUUAGCCCUUCUCAGGGCAGUACGCUAGUAUUUAUAUUGGCGUCUAAUAAACUUUCCGAGAAAGGUCUAACAAUGGGAACACAAAAAAAGGAAAUACAUCUAAUAGGAGGACAAAGAAAAAUAGAAUAAAAGCCUAAUAUAGAAGACUUGUUCUGCGAAACAUAAACAUGUAGAUGUAUAUACUCAGGGAGAUAUGUAUAUAUGGACACACACACACACACACACACACACACACACGGGAGGGAAAGAGCAGCAAGAAAGCAUGGGUCUCGAGCAGUAGAUAGUUGUGUCUGUGGAUUAAUACAGGGGAGGCGAAAACGCCAGUAUAAUGUGGCCAUCAUGGGCUAAACCACUCGAGACAGAGGGGCUGGUAUUCACUGAUAAAUAGGUUAUUUGGGAGAAAGGGAAAAAUAGUAUAUAUUUCAUAUGCAUGUCAUAGACAUUUUGGUGGAUGGAUGUAACAGGGCUUUUCUUUCCCCCAACAUAAUUGUCCAGAUAUGUGUGUCCUUACGUAGUGCAAGUUAAAUGGAGGAAGUGAACUCUGAGCUGGACCAAUUACCACUCAAUAAUUCUUUUGGUGGAUGGCGUUGCUCGUAUUGGGGUUGAAUCAGUAA